Molecule: messenger RNA, 588 nt
Organism: Paecilomyces variotii
Lineage: Eukaryota; Fungi; Ascomycota; Eurotiomycetes; Eurotiales; Thermoascaceae
Product: multi protein-bridging factor 1
Exons: 2
Coding region: 82-546 (154 amino acids)
Cellular component (GO): nucleus
Molecular function (GO): DNA binding
Source: RefSeq, a predicted model, not a curated record
ACACGCCACACACCGCCACCGCUCGGUACUCUGUCUCACUACAAUCUCUGCAAUACCAUCUUGAAAUCGAAAUCAGACAAAAUGAGUGAUUGGGACUCUGUUACCCGUAUUGGAAGCAAGAACCGUGGAGGUCCGGUUACCCGUGAGACGGUCGUGAAGGGCAAGAGUGCGCUGAACGCUGCUCAGCGCUCUGGCCUGAUCAUUGGAACCGAGAAGAAGUACGCUACUGGCAAUGCUGCUGCUCGUUCUGGUGCCGGAGAGGGCCAGCACUUGACGAAGGUUGACCGCAGCGAUGACAUUGUCAAGCCCAAGACCGUGGGAAUCAAGGUCGGUGAGGCGAUCAAGAAGCGCCGGAAUGAGGAGCCAUACAAGAUGACACAGAAGGAACUCGCCACCAAGUGCAACACGACACCGGGUGUCGUCGCGGACUUCGAACGGGGUACUGCCACUCCCGACCAGAAAGUCCUCGCUGCGAUGGAGCGUGUGCUCAACGUCAAGUUGAGAGGUAACGACAUCGGAGCGGAGAAGUUCCCCAAGAAGAAGUAAAGCAUUCUUCCAGCUGAGCCCGGGUACUUCCCUCUUGGGCGC